AUGGGUCUGCGGCAUCUGGCGGCGGUUGCACGAAGAGCCAGCUUGAAGCAGGCCAAGCUGCUGGCAAAUGGAUGCGAAUGGGGCAACAGCAGCUUUGAUGCAAGAGCGACAAGCUGGGAUACACCCGAGAAGCUGCAGCGAGUGGCUUGGGUGGGCGAUCAGAUCCGCGGACGUCCCUGGUUCCGACACGGAAGCGAGGCCAUGGGCAGGUGCCUUGAUUUCGGGUGUGGCACAGGACUGCUGUCUUUUGAGCUGAAAGACAGCUGUAGUCACGUCACCGGACUGGAUGCUUCUUCCGGCAUGCUCAAGGUCAUGCAGGAGAAGAUUGAAACAGCUGGCCUGAGCUCCAAGAUGGUUGCCACUCAGGGGCCCCUGAACGUCUUGGGAAGCUUCGACACGAUCGUGAGCCUGCUCUGCAUCCAUCAUAUCCGCGACUGCAAAGCUCAGCUUAGCGAGCUUGCAACGCACCUCUCGCCCACUGGCCGGAUUGUCGUCAUCGACUUUGAGGCCACUCAGAAUGCACGCCUCUUCCACAAGAAGUCGGAAACGAGAGGUGAUCACUACGAGCACGACGGUCUGGAAGCGGAUGCGCUGCACGGGUGGCUCACUUCCGCAGGGCUGCAGAGUGUGGAGGUUCACCGAGUGCCCUUCGAGAAAGCUCGGGCAGAAGGUUGGGAAGAUGCCGGGUGCAAGGAGACCUUCCAGAUGUUGCUCGCCUCGGGAUCGCGAGAGAGAUAG
Molecule: messenger RNA, 738 nt
Organism: Symbiodinium sp. CCMP2592
Lineage: Eukaryota; Dinophyceae; Suessiales; Symbiodiniaceae
Source: the annotation of a GenBank genome assembly